UCACAAGACCAACCAUAGACACACUUUUAUCAAUAAUUUGUCUUCUGUCAUCAGCUGAUAGAGAAGGGAGUAAAAAUCCUGGAUUUGGGAUAAAACGCUAGUAUUUUCCUAAAUUAAUAUGUCUGGGAAAGAUAAAUUAGCGAUCUUCCCUUCUCGGGGUGCUCAAAUGUUAAUAAAAGGCCGUCUGGCUGGAGCAGUUAAAGGACAUGGAUUACUGAAAAAGAAGGCAGAUGCCUUACAAGUCAGAUUCCGUAUGAUUUUGAGCAAAAUUAUCGAGACAAAAACUCUUAUGGGCGAGGUGAUGAAAGAGGCUGCGUUCUCAUUAGCCGAGGCCAAGUUCACAACCGGUGAUUUCAACCAAGUGGUUCUUCAGAAUGUAACCAAGGCACAGAUUAAAAUUCGCUCCAAGAAAGACAAUGUUGCUGGUGUAACACUACCAAUAUUUGAGUCAUACCAAGAUGGGUCAGACACAUAUGAGCUAGCCGGUCUAGCCAGAGGAGGACAACAGCUGUCCAAGCUGAAGAAGAACUUCCAGAGUGCAGUGAAGCUGCUGGUGGAGUUGGCGUCGCUGCAGACCUCAUUUGUGACCCUGGACGAGGUCAUCAAGAUCACCAACCGUCGUGUCAACGCCAUUGAGCAUGUGAUCAUCCCUCGCCUGGAGCGCACGCUGGCGUACAUCAUCUCCGAGCUGGAUGAGCUGGAGCGCGAGGAGUUCUACCGGCUGAAGAAGAUCCAGGACAAGAAGAAGAUCAUCAAGGAGAAGGCUGAAGCGAGAAAAGCUCUUAUGCUCCAAGCCGGCAAAGACGUGCGCGAUAUCGCCAACUUACUCGACGAGGGUGACGAAGACUUGCUCUUCUAAGCACGCGCCAUUGAAACUUCCGUAUAACCUGUUAGUAGUGAGCAGUCAAAUUGGAGCCAAUGUUUGAUCCACUUUAAAAAACUCAAAUUCAAGAUGAAGCCAAUGUUUGGUCCAACAUUGUCUUUGUAUGUUUAUGCAAUUGCAAAUAAUAGAAAUGCGACAAUGUGCGUAAAUUAUAUGAUUUCAUAUUCUUUAUUUAUUAUUUACUGCGAUUAAGCACAAAUAUUGGAUUGGUAUGUAUGUUGAUAUAAAAUUAAUUUUUCAUUUUAGAUUUAUUUUAACAUUAUUAUGUAAAUGAUAUUUCUGUAUUUUUCGGAAUAUGUAUAUUUUUUUUUGGAACUUGCUAUAUGAUAUAUCGUUAUAAGAUUGUCAUAUCUGUCGUAUGUUUUUUUUAUAUUUAAACAACAUAGUUGUGCAAUAAUUAUGUGUGGAUAUUUUUAAUGGGCUUGCUUUUUGACUGCGUAAUAAAAAUGAUAUUACAGUGUUCAUAGCUGUGUACAUAAUUACAAGUUCAAUGUUAUUCGCUUGAAAUUAUAACUUAUUUUUUGCGUUUUGGUUUAAAAUCAAUUAUAUUAUAGGUUUUAUUUACAGUAGAUGUCUAAUGUCCUAUAUUGUAAGCAUUCCAGCUGUUUUCUUUUAAGUGAAAUAUAAUUAAUUCGCUUUUUCUUUAAUAAACUAAAAUAAGAUAAAAUGUUACUAAGUUCAAACAAAAUAAUAAAGAUUGUUAUUUGAUAACAAAUAAAAUUAAAAUACCCGCAUUUUUAUUUUUGAACAUUGACAUCAAAUAUUAUGAUACAUACUGUCAUAGAAUGUAUUAGAAAUUAUAAAAAUUGUUUUCCUAUGUCCAUUACUAUGAAAUCUCACUUUGCAAUUGUUUUAAAUUUACAAGUUUAGCUUUGGUCUAAGCAUUUACGACAAGGUAUAUAAAAUGGACAGUGGUUUUACUUUGUUGGAAAGAAAUAAAUAAAAAAACGUUUAUUUUGAAAAUUGUACCACACAUAACAAUACGUUACUUACGUUCACUUGGCGUAAUGUCACCAUCUUUCUGUGGGUUGUCGAAGUAUCAAAAAUGAUUUUAGAUGGCGUUUGUCGCUCGUGGAUUUUAGCGAGUUGACUGUGAGAUUUCAUAGUUGGGAUUGUGUAACGUUGACUCAAAAAUAUAUUUUAUUUAUUUACGAGCGAAUUUUUAUAUGUAUAUGAAUAAUAUUAUAGUAAUUAUGUAAUUUGCAACAAAAUAAAUAUAGAAUUUGGCGUGUUUGUGCAUUGAAUAUGUAGGUCAAAUAGACGGAAUUUCGUGUUUAUGGUUUUUAGGCUUGUUCAUAAUGUCGCCAAGUAUAAAAAUAAAGCAAAUGAAGUAUUUAACUGUAUUCUUUUUGAAUUGUUGUUCGAUAUAGAUUUUAAGUAAACAUGUAAAUACAAGUUGAUGAAAUGAUGUAAUAAAUGAAAUAUUAUUAUUGAUGAAA
Molecule: messenger RNA, 2322 nt
Organism: Bicyclus anynana (squinting bush brown)
Lineage: Eukaryota; Metazoa; Arthropoda; Insecta; Lepidoptera; Nymphalidae
Gene: Vha36-1
Product: V-type proton ATPase subunit D
Exons: 6
Coding region: 119-859 (246 amino acids)
Cellular component (GO): proton-transporting V-type ATPase complex
Molecular function (GO): proton-transporting ATPase activity, rotational mechanism
Source: RefSeq, a predicted model, not a curated record